Molecule: messenger RNA, 1356 nt
Organism: Bombina bombina (fire-bellied toad)
Lineage: Eukaryota; Metazoa; Chordata; Amphibia; Anura; Bombinatoridae
Gene: PDCD4
Product: programmed cell death 4
Exons: 5
Biological process (GO): negative regulation of DNA-templated transcription
Cellular component (GO): nucleus; cytosol
Source: RefSeq, a predicted model, not a curated record
UUCCCCUUUGCAUUCAAACAGGAAAAUUGUAUUUACGAAACAACUAUUCUUCCUCUUGAUGAAAAAUCAUUUGAAAAGUCUGUGACACCAAUUGUGCAAGAGUAUUUUGAACAUGGGGAUACUAAUGAAGUAGCGGAAAUGUUGAGGGAUUUAAAUCUUGAGGGAAUGAAAUGUGGCCUUCCAAUGCUGGCAGUGUCAUUGGCCUUAGAAGGAAAAGCAAGUCACAGGGAAAUGACCUCAAAACUCCUUCAUGAUCUCUGUGGAACUUUGCUGAGUACAGAAGAUGUUGAAGUUUCAUUUGAUAAACUUCUUCAGGAUUUGUCUGAGCUGGUUUUGGACACUCCCAGAGCACCACAGGCAAUACUCAUGGUUUUGGAAUCAAGUGGGGAUUCUACUUUUAAAAUGAUGCUAAAAUUGCUAGAAUCAUUAUGGAAGUCUGCUGUUAUAACUUUGGACCAAAUGGAAAGGGGGUAUGACCGAAUUUACCGUGAAAUUCCUGACAUUAACUUGGAUGUACCACAUGCGUACUCUGUAUUGGAGAGGUUUGUAGAAGACUGCUUUAAGGCUGGAAUUAUUUCUAAACAAAUUCGUGACUUAUGUCCAUCAAGAGGAAGAAAACGGUUUGUGAGUGAAGGAGAUGGAGGACGUCUGAAGUCUGAGAGCUACUAAUAAAUUGAAAGACUUAGGAGAAUCCUGUGUUAGGGAAUUUAAGAUGCUAAACACAAUUUUGUUUCAUAAAUAUGUACAUUGUUAUGGGUACAAAGAAUUUCUAAAUAGCUUUAUAAAUUCACAGUUCCAGCGCUAAUUGUUACCGGACUGCAAUGAGGGGACAGUUAAACUAUAUAUCAGGAUGGUUAACUAUAACAAGGUAAUCCUUUUGUAAGUGCCAUUUUUCUGUGACUUGAUCAUUCCGUGUUUCACACUGCUGUGUUAUAUCCACUUCCCUUCAAGGUCCAUGAUUAUUAUUUUUGUAGUAAAAUCACUGGAUCACACAAACCUUUUGUACUAUAGGUUUCAAGUUACUGUGACACAACUUUAACUGCUGCUGGAAAAAUACAUAAAUUUGGGAGUGGAAAGGGAGGAAAUUCUAGGAUUGCAUAAGCUGUAUACUUGGUUUCAGGGGUGCAAUAUUCUACUCAAGUCAAAUGGAAAUGAUAAUCUAAAAUCAAUUUAGCUGUUUUUAUUCAUUUUUUCAGAUGUUAUUGAUUUUGACUUGAAAGUUCAGCAUAUGGUGGCUGGAACAUCUAUUUUUCUACAAAAAAUGAAAACUGGAACCGUAAAUUGCGGUUUGGUAGAAUGUGAGAAUGUGUGUGCGAAACAUAUAUAGAACUUAAAAUAAAUAUGUUUAAUGAUGUA